UUUCGGAAUUUUAUCAGAAUAGAAAAAUGGCUCAUUGUCCGACGCAAUUAAAUAAUAAUUCAUGUGAUUUACAAUCUACAUCGAAUGCUUUUAUUGCUAGUGAUCCAUUUGAAAUACUUGAUUUGUGCCAAAGUUUAACGGGGAAUCAUUCAGCUGCGUUAGAGAUUAAACUUAAUAAAUAUUUUCAAAAGAAAACCGGUGCGGGAGUGGUGUUUCUUAUUACAAUAUUAUGUGAAACAGAAGAAGCUCUUGUACAAGCAGUUGGAGAUCGUAUUUUGGAUCAUGAAAUGCGUUUUCCGAUUACAAGUAAAUUAUUCACUGAAAUCGAACAAUCAUCGACGUCUGGUGAAAUGCAUUUACAUCCAGAAUUACGAACUCUGUUACGAUAUGUCGUACCAGAAACGUCCACGUAUUUAACAGUACCUGUAUUCCAUCCAAUCAGCAAAACAGUUUCAUUAUUGACUUGUAUCGUGGAUUAUGAUCCUAAAAAAGAGGAUAAUACAGAACAGCAUUAUACAAAAUUGGUCGAGGAGACAUUUAGGUAUUGUCUAACUACAAUCUUAAAUACACUGUCGUUUGAAGAAGAGCGUCGUUUAAAACGACAAUGUCAAUCGUUACUGGUAGUUGCACGAAAAUUAUUUUCACGUUUGGGUGACUUAAACGAUUUAUUACGAGAAAUUAUGUCCGAAGCACGACAAUUAACGAAAGCAGAACGAUGUUCGUUAUUCUUAUUGGAUCCAGAUCAUGUACACUUGGUGGCAAAAGUUUUCGAUGGUGUUUCACACACAGAUAUGUGCAAAGAAGUGCGUAUUGCAAAAGGUCAAGGUAUUGCUGGACACGUGGCCGCAACUGGUAAAGUUUUUAAUAUUCGUGAUGCAUAUCGACAUCCAUUAUUUUUUAAAGGGAUGGAUGAAACAACUGGUUUUAAGACACGAAAUAUUUUGUGUUUUCCAAUUCGUGACGAACAAGGAAUAAUAGGUGUUGCUCAACUUUGUAAUAAAACUGAUGGCCUUUAUUUUGAUGUAUUCGAUGAAGAAGUUGCACUAGCGUUUAGUAUUUAUUGUGGCAUCUCACUAAUGCAUAGUUUAGUGUAUAAGAAAAUACAAGACGCUCAAGCGCGUAGUAAAUUGUCAAAUGAAUUAAUGAUUUAUCACAUGAAGGUUAGUAACAGUGAUAUAAAAAGAGUAUUAAAUUGUAAAAAUGACCAUGCGCAUACAGAUUUUAAUACACUAUGCUUUUCACCACGUGAAAUUCCCGAUGAUGAAACAAUAUGUUAUGUAUUAAAAAUGUAUGAAACACUUGGUUUCAUUGAAACAUUUCAUAUAAAAAAAGAGAUAUUAAUACGAUUUAUAUUGCAUGUACAAAAAGGAUAUCGUGAUACACCGUAUCAUAAUUGGUGGCAUGCAUUCACUGUUACACAUUUUGCAUAUUUAGCAAUUAUUAAUUUUGAUUUAAUACAGAAUAAAUAUUUAACGAAUAUAGAAGGACUUGCAUUAAUAACGUCAUGCCUGUGUCAUGAUUUAGAUCAUAGAGGCACUAAUAAUUCAUUCCAACAGAAAUCUGAAAGUGUGUUAGCUAGUUUGUAUAGUAGUGAAGGUUCAGUUAUGGAACGGCAUCAUUUAUCACAAGCAAUAUGUAUAUUAAAUACGGAGGGAUGCAACAUUUUAGACGGUUUACAAGGUCAUGAAUACAGUAAAUUUUUAGAUUUAUUAAAAUUAAAUAUAUUGUCAACGGAUUUAGCUCAGCAUAUGCGACAGUAUACAAAACAAGAAGCUACGCUUUGUAGUGGCUUUAAUCCUGAAAAUACUCAACAAAGAUUAUUAUUAUUAAGUCUUCUAAUGACAUGCUGUGAUUUAUGUGAGCAAACAAAGGUUUGGUCUGUAACGAGAAAUACGGCUGUACUCAUAUAUGAAGAGUUCUUUUCACAAGGCGAUUUAGAAAAAUCAAUGGGUAAAAAUCCAUCCGAACAGAUGGAUAGGGAAAAGGCUUCAAUACCAGAUCUUCAAAUACAAUUUAUUAAUUCAAUUAUUAUUCCAGUUUAUAGUUUACUCGCAAAAUUAUUUCCAAAUGCGCAAAUUUUAGUGGAUCAAGCAAUACAAAAUCGUAAUAAUUGGGAACUAAUCAAACCAUUAUUUGAAAAUCAAUCUAAUCCAUUAGAAGUAUUGAAAUCGCCACAAGUCGAUGAAAUUUGUAAACAAAAUGAUAGUAAAUAACUCAUUUUUAUUUAGAAUCAUUAUUUGAUGCUUCUAGCAAAAUGUAUGUAACUAAUAUCAAUGCAUAGACUUGUAUGUAAAAUAUAGACUGCUAACUUUAUGCAGAAUAUUUAAACAUCGAAAUGUUGGAUAAUAGCGUCAUGCAAUAAACGAAUAUGCUACUAAAUAAAUACAAAAAGGACAAUCUUUCAUUUUUCUUCCAAUUUUCGAAAUUCGUGACGCAUUAAACAAGUUGUAUAGUCAAUGAAUAUUGGUAUUGGUCUUUCUAGCUAAUAGACACUCUAUCUAUCAUUAUUAAUAAGAACCCACAUCUUCGAUAAACAACCUGUUCAGAAGUUUUACACUCUUAUUGUUUU
Molecule: messenger RNA, 2569 nt
Organism: Chrysoperla carnea
Lineage: Eukaryota; Metazoa; Arthropoda; Insecta; Neuroptera; Chrysopidae
Product: cGMP-dependent 3',5'-cyclic phosphodiesterase-like
Exons: 12
Coding region: 27-2213 (728 amino acids)
Biological process (GO): positive regulation of gene expression; regulation of mitochondrion organization; cGMP catabolic process
Cellular component (GO): mitochondrial inner membrane; perinuclear region of cytoplasm; mitochondrial matrix
Molecular function (GO): 3',5'-cyclic-AMP phosphodiesterase activity; 3',5'-cyclic-GMP phosphodiesterase activity; protein homodimerization activity
Source: RefSeq, a predicted model, not a curated record